Drosophila elegans is the source of this 631-nucleotide messenger RNA. RefSeq names its product mitochondrial import inner membrane translocase subunit tim16. Lineage: Eukaryota; Metazoa; Arthropoda; Insecta; Diptera; Drosophilidae. Gene Ontology annotation, cellular component: TIM23 mitochondrial import inner membrane translocase complex. The transcript has 2 exons. Gene Ontology annotation, biological process: protein import into mitochondrial matrix. The record is from RefSeq and is a predicted model, not a curated record. Bases 84 to 509 code for a protein of 141 amino acids.
AACACAUAACUUUUGAAUAUUCUGAUUUCGGAGAUCUCUACACAACUGCGAGCAAAAUUCCUCAUACAGAAGACAAACAGGCAAUGGCACGGUACCUAGCAAAAAUCGUCUAUUUGGGCGCCCAGGUAGUUGGGCGGGCGCUGGUGAAGACCUUGCGCCAGGAGAUCGAGGUCUGCCAGGAGGCGGCCCGGAUCCAGGAGACACUGCGGGCCAACGCGCCCAGCGACCGGGAUGUGGCGGUCAAGGGGAUGACCCUGGUGGAGGCCCAGCAGAUCCUCAAUGUGAAGGACCUGAGUGACCGGCAGGCGAUCGAGGCCCACUACCAGCACUUGUUCCGGGCGAACGACAAGAACUCCGGCGGCACCUUCUACAUCCAGUCGAAGGUCUUUCGGGCCAAGGAACGGAUCGACCAGGAACUGGCCCAGACCCACGACCACCGUUCUGCAUCAUCCACAGCCCCGUCACAAUCCCAGUUUCAGACCAAGGAGCCGGUCCACAAAGACCAGUGAUCAUUCCCAACUGGAAUAUGGAUAUCUAAGCGGUUUGCAAUCGAUCUGUCCUGUCAUGUUAAUAACCAAAUCUGUCAUCGCAUUCCUAGUACAUGUAUAUGCUUUAAUUGAAAAUAAACUAU